This is a messenger RNA of Cloeon dipterum, 651 nucleotides long. RefSeq lists its product as uncharacterized. The transcript is spliced from 2 exons. Bases 154 to 486 code for a protein of 110 amino acids. The record is from RefSeq and is a predicted model, not a curated record. Lineage: Eukaryota; Metazoa; Arthropoda; Insecta; Ephemeroptera; Baetidae.
UAUCGCGUUAACAGCCGCAAAAGUAUCUCAGCCCUCAGGCCAAUGGGAAAAGAGCAAAUAAUCAUGAGCACAAUAUCCUGCACGCUUUUGAGAUUUCCUGCUCGUUGAUUCAGACAAAAGAACAGGAUAAGUGCAACCCGUCUGACGCAAAAAAUGGGAGAACCGGGCUGCAUGGGUGACGAACCCUUGACCGCCGUUUUGAUCGCGAACGUCGUGCUGAUGGUUCUCAACGGCAUCGUGCUGGCCGUCCUCGGCGUCAACAUUUGUCGGCGGUCGGUCAAGCAGAGGAAGAGCGAGUCUAUAAUUGCAAUUACAGAGAAGCCGACAGAAGAGCCAUUUUACGAGCCGGUCAAGUACAACACUCCAAAUGAAGUGACCUACGAGGUUCCCAAUGAAAUCGACACGCCGAUCGGAGAAUCUGAGUACGCGACUGCCGACGAGGCCAGAACGCCGGCAGGUCCUGACUACCUGGCCGUCAUUGGAUGAGAUCCUUCAUUAAGAAAAACAAUUCUUGAUCUUCUGCUAGCCUUGUUGCCCUUGCUCCAUAUCCUAUUUUAUGUCAUUUAGUAUUAUGUAUAUCAAUCUUUCUGAUGAGAAAUUAAAAGUAAUAAAUUGAGAAUAGAAUAAAUAACUAAACUAAUAAUGAGAUUC